Onychomys torridus (southern grasshopper mouse) is the source of this 5597-nucleotide messenger RNA. It is a transcript of the gene Smarcc1, whose product is annotated as SWI/SNF related, matrix associated, actin dependent regulator of chromatin subfamily c member 1. The coding region runs from base 85 to 3396 and encodes 1103 amino acids. Gene Ontology annotation, cellular component: npBAF complex; SWI/SNF complex; nBAF complex. Gene Ontology annotation, biological process: positive regulation of DNA-templated transcription. Gene Ontology annotation, molecular function: nucleosomal DNA binding; histone binding. NCBI's taxonomy places the organism in Eukaryota, Metazoa, Chordata, Mammalia, Rodentia, Cricetidae. The record is from RefSeq and is a predicted model, not a curated record. The transcript is spliced from 28 exons.
GUGGUAUCUGCGCGCGCGCGCGCGGGUGCGAACGGGAAACGCCGCGAGGGCCAGGCCGGGCGGUGGAGACGACGGACGGUGACCAUGGCCGCGACAGCGGGCGGCGGUCCGGGAGCGGCAGCAGGCGCCGUGGGUGCAGGGGGUGCGGCGGCGGCCUCGGGCCUGGCCGUGUACCGGAGGAAGGACGGGGGCCCGGCCAGCAAGUUUUGGGAAAGCCCGGACACAGUGUCCCAGCUGGAUUCGGUGCGAGUCUGGCUGGGCAAGCACUACAAGAAGUAUGUUCAUGCGGAUGCUCCUACCAAUAAAGCGCUGGCUGGACUGGUGGUACAGCUUCUUCAGUUCCAAGAAGAUGCCUUCGGGAAGCAUGUCACCAACCCAGCUUUCACCAAACUACCUGCAAAAUGUUUCAUGGAUUUCAAAGCUGGAGGCACCUUGUGUCAUAUUCUUGGGGCUGCUUACAAGUACAAAAAUGAACAGGGGUGGCGGAGAUUUGAUCUUCAGAACCCAUCUCGGAUGGAUCGCAAUGUGGAAAUGUUCAUGAGCAUUGAAAGAACUUUAGUACAGAACAAUUGUCUGACUAGACCCAACAUCUACCUCAUUCCAGACAUUGAUUUGAAGUUGGCUAAUAAAUUGAAAGAUAUCAUCAAACGACAUCAGGGGACAUUUACUGAUGAGAAGUCAAAAGCUUCCCACCAUAUUUAUCCAUGUCCUUCCUCACAAGAGGAUGAAGAAUGGGUGAGACCAGUGAUGAGAAAGGAUAAGCAGGUGUUGGUGCACUGGGGCUUUUACCCCGACAGCUAUGACACUUGGGUCCACUGUAAUGAUGUUGAUGCUGAAAUUGAAGAUCCACCAAUUCCAGAAAAGCCAUGGAAGGUUCAUGUAAAAUGGAUUUUGGACACUGACGUUUUCAAUGAAUGGAUGAAUGAAGAGGAUUAUGAAGUAGAUGAGAACAGGAAGCCAGUGAGUUUUCGUCAGCGAAUUUCAACAAAGAAUGAAGAGCCAGUCAGAAGUCCUGAGAGGAGAGAUAGAAAAGCAUCAGCUAAUGCACGAAAGAGGAAACAUUCCCCUUCCCCUCCCCCUCCCACACCCACAGAGUCCCGGAAGAAGAGUGGGAAGAAAGGACAAGCUAGCCUUUAUGGGAAGCGUAGAAGUCAAAAAGAAGAAGAUGAGCAAGAAGAUCUUACCAAGGACAUGGAAGACCCAACACCUGUACCAAAUAUAGAGGAGGUGGUCCUCCCUAAGAACGUAAACCCAAAGAAAGAUAGUGAGAACACACCUGUUAAAGGAGGCACGGUGGCAGAUCUAGAUGAGCAGGAUGAAGAAGCAGUUACAACAGGAGGAAAGGAAGAUGAGGAGCCUAACAAAGGUGAUCCAGGUCGGUCAGUUGACCCCGGUGAAGAUAACGUGACAGAACAGACCAAUCACAUCAUUAUUCCCAGCUAUGCAUCUUGGUUUGAUUAUAACUGUAUUCAUGUGAUUGAACGGCGUGCUCUUCCUGAGUUUUUUAAUGGAAAAAACAAAUCCAAGACUCCAGAAAUAUACUUGGCAUAUCGGAAUUUUAUGAUUGAUACAUACCGUCUAAACCCCCAAGAAUAUUUAACCAGUACGGCUUGUCGGAGAAACCUGACUGGAGAUGUGUGUGCUGUGAUGAGAGUUCAUGCCUUCUUAGAGCAGUGGGGUCUUGUUAACUAUCAAGUUGAUCCGGAAAGUCGGCCCAUGGCAAUGGGACCUCCUCCUACCCCUCACUUCAAUGUGUUAGCUGACACGCCCUCAGGGCUUGUACCUCUGCAUCUCCGGUCACCUCAGGUCCCUGCUGCUCAGCAGAUGUUAAAUUUUCCCGAGAAGAAUAAGGAAAAACCAAUUGAUUUGCAGAACUUUGGUCUUCGAACUGACAUUUACUCCAAGAAAACACUGGCAAAGAGUAAAGCUGCCAGUGCUGGAAGAGAGUGGACAGAGCAGGAGACCCUUCUUCUCCUGGAGGCUCUGGAGAUGUAUAAGGAUGAUUGGAAUAAAGUCUCAGAACAUGUUGGAAGUCGUACUCAGGAUGAAUGCAUCCUCCAUUUUUUGAGGCUUCCCAUUGAGGACCCAUACCUUGAAAAUUCAGAUGCUUCCCUUGGGCCACUAGCUUACCAGCCUGUUCCUUUCAGCCAGUCGGGAAACCCAGUGAUGAGUACUGUUGCCUUUUUAGCAUCUGUGGUUGACCCUCGUGUGGCAUCUGCUGCAGCAAAAGCAGCUUUGGAGGAGUUUUCUCGGGUCCGAGAAGAAGUACCACUGGAAUUAGUUGAAGCGCAUGUCAAGAAAGUACAAGAAGCUGCUAGAGCCUCUGGGAAGGUGGAUCCUACCUAUGGCUUAGAGAGCAGCUGUAUUGCAGGCACAGGUCCUGAUGAGCCUGAGAAGCUUGAAGGGUCUGAAGAAGAAAAGAUGGAAACAGAUUCUGAUGGUCAGCAGCUUGAAAAGGCAGAAAACAAAGUGGAAAAUGAAUCGGAUGAAGGUGAUAAAACCCAAGAUGGAGAAAAUGAGAAAAACAGUGAGAAGGAGCAAGAUAGUGAAGUUAGUGAGGAUAUCAAACCAGAAGAAAAGGAGAAUGAAGAGAAGAAGGAACUCUCUGAUGCAUGUAAAGAGAGGGAAAGCGGUCCCGGGAAGAAGACGGUGGACCAUGAGAUCUCUGAGGGAAACGUCGCCACAGCGGCAGCCGCUGCUCUCGCCUCAGCUGCCACCAAAGCCAAGCACCUGGCUGCUGUGGAAGAGAGAAAGAUCAAGUCCCUCGUGGCUCUCCUGGUUGAGACACAGAUGAAGAAACUAGAGAUCAAACUUCGACAUUUUGAAGAGCUGGAAACUAUUAUGGACAGAGAGAAAGAGGCUCUAGAACAACAGAGACAGCAGUUGCUUACUGAGCGCCAGAAUUUCCACAUGGAACAAUUGAAAUAUGCAGAGUUACGAGCUCGACAGCAAAUGGAACAGCAGCAACAUGGCCAGAACCCUCAGCAAGCACACCAGCACUCAGGAGGACCUGGUCUGGCCCCACUUGGAGCAGCAGGGCACCCUGGCAUGAUGCCUCAUCAGCAGCCCCCACCCUACCCUCUAAUGCACCAUCAGAUGCCACCACCCCAUCCUCCCCAGCCAGGUCAGAUGCCAGGCCCUGGCUCUAUGAUGCCUGGGCAGCCCAUGCCAGGCCGCAUGAUUCCUACUGUGGCAACUAACAUUCACUCUACUGGAAGUGGCCCUGCCCCUCCUGGUAUGCCUCCAAUGCCCGGAAACAUCUUAGGACCCAGGGUACCCCUUACAGCACCAAAUGGCAUGUAUCCUCCUCCACCACAACAGCAGCCUCCGCCUCCGCCUGCAGACGGGGUCCCUCCACCUCCUGCUCCAGGCCCACCAGCCUCGGCCACUCCUUAGCCUGGAAGAUACAGGGAGCCUCCACACCCACCACAAGCUGAAAUGGGGAUGGCAAGACUUGUGUCUCAGCUUCCUUGGUUUUCUUUUGGAUUUUUUUUCCCCCUCAGAGCCCCAAGCAUGAGUCCCAUGUCUCUCUGCUCUUGAAAACUUCAUGUGUCAGGUCUUUAGCUGAUACUCAGUGGGGAGGCUGUGGUGACUAGUGUGCCCUAGUCAUUUGAAAAGUAACCCAUGUCCCCCUGCCCCAGUCAGUGUGGCGGGUGUUUGGCAUUUGGUCUGCAGGUCCUGUUGACAUUAGUAUUCUCUAUCUCUUUGUUUUGUUUUAUGCUUCGGUGAAUAAUUCUCUGUAAUUACUCUCCUUUAUUCCCCUGUUGUUUUUAAGGAGAGCAUCCUCAGUUAAUAGAAACCAAAAAAAAAAAAAAAAAAAAAAUGGUGAUGGGCAGAAGGAGACAGCGCAGAGGGACACACCUUAAGGCAUUAAAGUGACCUUAUUUCUAUCUGAGCUAAGAGUGGUGCUACCGGUGAGGUUCCUGGGGCUUGCACCACACAUAAUGCACCCAACUGAGAAGAGCUGAGGAGGAAGGAGGCAUCCUGUUGAUUGUAUUCCCUGGCAAGGACUGUGAAAGACUCCACUGUCUGGAAGAGCAUACCGCUGUACCUAGUAUGUGGUCGCAGAGAGCACAAACAUUGGCAGAGCCCUCCUUCUCUUCCCCCACUGUUGUGGGUUUCUGUGCAGAAGAUUGCACAGAACCAGGGUGGCUUUCUAAGGACAGUGUCAGCUUUAAAGGUAGGAAUUUGGAGAGGCAUUCCCUAGGUUUUCCAGACUAGCCAGGAAAGUUAAAGGGUCUGCGGCCCUACCUACACACUUUUAGGAGUCCUACCCAACCCACACACACAUCCUCUCCCUCAUCACCUUCCAUCUAGCUGAACUUUAUACAUGUUUUUUUAAACCUUCCUCCUAUAAGAAAGGAAAGGGGAAAAAAACCUUUAUUAACGUAAGUAAGUAGAUUGUGCUAAACCUUUUAUCUCAUGAAACUUGGUUAGGAGGCUGGAGGUACAAGUCCCUAAACUACCUCUUGCUGUAGCCAGGGUGAGUGGGAUUUCUUGAAGCGGUACUAAGUGGGGCACACUCCGCAGACUUCUGUACCUUCUUUUUCUGAGCCCUCAGGUCCAUCUGUCACGGGGUUGUGGAGAAUAUGCUGAGGGCACAAGGACCUCACUUGGCUCCAAAGCAUCAUGCUCACACUGGGAGGGUGGAAUACCAUUCCAGAGGAAGAGCCACAGAAAUGCCUUAAUUUGAGCCUGGAUCUGCCCCUGCUGAUGAGUGAUUCGAUAGUUACUGGCUUUGUCAGCUUGCCCUUCCCUCCCUUCUGUCCUUCCUGAGUAGCAAGAGGGUGUUCUGGUGAAGCUUCACUUGAAAUGGCAGUUUUGUUAUUGAGAAUGCAAGGUAGAGCAUCUUAUGGAUAUCUUUUUCUGUGUGUUUUAAAGCUUUACAUAUGAGAUGGUGUAGGGGAUGUCUGUAACACCUUAGAACCCUUAAUUUUUGCGUCAGAACAUAAAAAUCCACAGUUGAGAUUUGCCUUUGAGACCCUCAGGUUUGCUUGUCCAGGUGGCCUUGGUCGCCGUCUGAGUCCUGGGGUACUGGAGCUAAGGAAACCUUAUUCCUUUCUUGUGUGCACUCUAAACUCUUGGAGAAGAAAUGGAAAUGAGCUUGUUCCUUGGGAAGUUACUUAACUCAUUUGCCUCCAGGAAGACCCCAGUGCCUUUUUACAGUGGCCAGGGUUUCCUACUUCCCUCCAUUCUCUCCCAAAGGAAACUCACUCCAGUGCUCGCCUUUCCCCUGGAGUGGUAGAAGGGGAACGGGAUUCUGCUUCACACUGUGGUCCUUUAUAACCUCAGGUCUGUAAUGUGAUCACUUCCCAGUUUGAAAGAUAAGUGGAAAUACUUCUGCAGCGCUUGGAACCUGCAGAAGCUGAGUUCAUCGCAGCUCUUUCCAUGUCUGUCGAUUGGGCUUCAUUCCUCUAAUAAUUCCCAUCCGAUUCUGUGAGGGCUGGGCUGGGGUACGGUGUGGCUUUUGUACAGAUGUUUCUCAGUAUGGAAAUUUUUGUUUUGUUUUCUUGUUUUGUUUCUAAUUGAGGGGAGGGAGUUUUGAGAGUUUGAGGAGAAAAUGAAUGAAAGUGGUUUAAUUUCCCUCUUUUUCAUUA